AUGGAGCAAAAGCAGCCAACCUCAACUACCGCUGAACCGGCCGCGACGUCGGUCCAGAUCGAAACGGUCGUCGCCGACGCAAACGACGCCAACACCACCGAGCGAUCGCUGACGCUCUGGCAGGCGCUGAGACUGUACCCCAAAGGCGUCAUGUGGAGUUUUGUCAUGUCGACGGCUGUCGUCAUGGAAGGGUUCGACACCAAACUCUUGGGCACCCUGUACGCGCAGCCGACAUUCCGCAAACACUUCGGCGUGCACGCUAAGGGCGACCACUGGGAAAUCACGGCGGCGUGGCAGGCCGGGCUCAGCAACGGCUCCAUCAUCGGCCAGCUGGCCGGCUUGCUCGUUGCGGGCUAUCUCUGCGAGCGCUUCGGGUUCAGGAGGAGCAUGCUGGCGGGAUUGACGCUGAUCACCGGUUUGAUCUUCAUCAGCUUCUUCGCCAAGUCGCUGGUCAUGUUGCUCAUCGGGCAGAUUCUGUUCGGUGUGCCGCUCGGCUUCUUUCAGACCGUCAGCGUGAUAUAUGCGCUCGAGAUCGCACCCAUGUGUCUGAGGGCGUAUUUGACCAACUACGUCAACUUCUGCUGGGCAUUUGGCCAGAUCCUCUGUGUCGGGGUCUUGCGAGCCCUACUCAACCGCACAGACCAAUGGUCUUAUCGAAUUCCCUUUGCUCUGCAAUGGGUUUGGCCCGUCGUGCUCAUUCCCCUCGUCUAUCUCGCUCCAGAGUCGCCGUGGUGGCUUGUCCGAGCCGGCCGCCUGGAUGAGGCGAGGGCCAGCGUAAAGCGGCUGACGUCGACGGCCAAUGCCAAUUUCGACGUCGACAAGAACGUGGCUCUCAUGGUCGUCACCACGGAGCACGAACGAAACAUGGACGGCAGGACGACGUACUAUGCUUGCUUUUCCAAGGGCAACCUCAAGCGGACCUUGAUCGGCAUCGGCAUCUACUGCGUCCAGACGCUGUCGGGCAACCCGAUACGUGGAUCGUCGACGUAUUUCCUGCAGCAAGCAGGCAUGUCUACCUCGAUGAGCUUCACGAUGAGUAUUGUUGGGUACGCGGUGGCGAUCCUGGGCGGUUUCUUCUCUUGGCUUCUCCUCCCGCUCUUUGGAAGGCGGAGCAUCUACGUCAACUCGCUCGUCCUGAUGUUCUUCCUGAUGAUUGUCAUCGGCAGCCUCGGGGUGCCCCAAGCCUCACACCCGGCGUCGUCGUAUUCCUGGGCCAUCGGCGCCAUCCUCAUCGUCUCAUCGUUCCUCUACAACUGCUCCAUUGGCCCGCUCACCAACACACUGUGCUCGGAGAUCCCCUCUGCGCUCUUGCGCAGCAAGUCCAUCGUCCUGGCCCGCUGGACGUACGCCCUGACGAACAUCGUGGUGUCGGUCCUGAAUCCGUACAUGCUCAACACGACGGCGUGGAACUGGUCGGCCAAGUCGGCCUUCUUCUGGGCAGGAUGGUGUGCGGUGGCGGUGGCGUUCGCGUUCUUCUGUGUGCCCGAGACGAAGCAUCGGAGCACAGCCGAGUUGGAUCUUCUCUUCGAUAUGAAAAUCAGUCCCAGAAAGUUUCAUUUGACGACCGUGGAUCCAAUCGCGGCGAUUCGAACGGACAUGGAAACGCGGGAGAUGCGCAGGGAAACGACCGUCUGA
Exophiala spinifera is the source of this 1635-nucleotide messenger RNA. RefSeq lists its product as uncharacterized. Gene Ontology annotation, cellular component: membrane. Lineage: Eukaryota; Fungi; Ascomycota; Eurotiomycetes; Chaetothyriales; Herpotrichiellaceae. Gene Ontology annotation, biological process: transmembrane transport; carbohydrate transport. Gene Ontology annotation, molecular function: carbohydrate:proton symporter activity. The transcript has 4 exons. The record is from RefSeq and is a predicted model, not a curated record. The coding region runs from base 1 to 1635 and encodes 544 amino acids.